UGCGAGGCUGAGCUGCACAGUCCCCGCCCUAGGACUGGGAAGAGCGCAGAAAAUCAGCACCUCAGCUUAGGUCUGGGUUGUCCUAGGUCCCGGUCCUCCCCUGGAGCCUUCCCUUCCUCCUUCGGCCUCCCCACAGGCCAGGCUCACCUACAGACCGGUGAGACACCCCCACAGCCAAGAGUCGACCAGAACCACACAGACCGCCCGCCCAUGCACUUCCGCUUCCGGUCUCGCGGCCUCUGGGAGCGGAAGUGGCUAGGACUCCGGCUCUCGGGACCGGAGAUCCGGGACUCCUCCUUAGUCGGGGAAAGACUGAGCCGCCUCAGACUUUCAGUCUCUGAAGAGAAAUUCUCGUUUCCUUCUCCAGGAAUUGAGGUCACGGCUAUUGCCAUUGUGCUGAGGUUCCUGAUUGCUGUUACUUGUGCUUUAAUAAUUUUUUUUGGCUGUGAAAACCUGAAGAAAGAUGGACCAGUAUGAUAAGUCCAGUAUUUUGAGGGACAAAGAGUGCAUUUAUGAUGAGCUGCCACCCAGUAUUGAAAAAUGGGGAGACAAAAUACUGGAGCACUCACCAAAAGUGGUGUCUAAAAAGUCCUGUCCAAUUGCACUGCCUUGAGAGCUUCUGGGACAUAAAGGAACACAGGAGGCAGUGACCUUUGAGGAUGUGGCUGUGAACUUCACCAUGGAGGAGUGGGCUUUGCUAGAUCCAUCCCAAAAGAAGCUCUACAGAGAUGUGAUGUGGGAAAACUUUAGGAAUGUGGCUGCUAUAGGAAGAAACUGGGAUGACCAGCAAAUUGAAGAUGAGUACAAAAAUUGCAGGAGAAAUUUAAGAAGUGAAGGAGAGAAAUGCUGUCAAUAUAAAUUAUGUCAACAACAUGGAGAAACGUUUUUUUGGACUCCAGAUACUAAUGUGCACAUGAAAGUGGUUGGUACCAAACCAGGUGAAAGCUUUGCUUAUAGAAAGCCCCUGAUUAAUCAUUCAUUGUCUAAUGUCCCCAUCAUGGCCAACACUAGACUGGAAUCCUAUGAGUGUCAGGGAUUUAAAGAGAUGCUAUCUAACAAACAUGGGAACACCUCCACUGCCUUCCAGUCCUUUCAGAAACAAACAAAAGCAAAUCCUAGAAAUAAACCCUAUGAAUAUAAGCAAGGUGGAAAAUCCUACUCUACAGACAUUGAAAGAAGUAACACUGAAGAGAAACCUUUUGUAUAUAAACAAGAUAUGAAAGCCUUCAGUACAACCAACUUUGUUCAAAUCUGUGAAAGAAAUCACAGUGAAGUAAAUACCUAUGUAUGUAUACAAUGUGGAAAAGCUUUUAAUUCUCUCCAUGACAUUCAGAUACAUGAAAGAGCUCACACUGGAGAAAAACCCUAUGUGUGUAAGCAGUGUGGGAAAGCUUUCAGCACACACAGUCAUUGUCAAAGACAUGAAAGAACUCACACUGGGGAGAAGCCCUAUGUGUGUAAGCAGUGUGGGAAAGCUUUCAGAACACACAGUAAUUGUCAAAUACAUGAAAGAACUCACACUGGGGAGAAGCCCUAUGUAUGUAAACAAUGUGGGAAAGCCUUCAGCAGACAAGACAAUUGUCAGACACAUGAAAGAACUCACACUGGGGAGAGACCCUAUAUAUGUAAGCAGUGUGGGAAAGCUUUCAGAACAUACAGUCAUUGUCAAAAACAUGAAAGAACUCACACUGGGGAAAAGCCCUAUGUAUGUAAGCAGUGUGGGAAAGCCUUCAGCAGACAAGGUAAUUGUCAAAAACAUGAAAGACUUCACACUGGGGAGAAGCCCUAUGUAUGUAAUCAAUGUGGGAAAGCUUUUAGCACACUUGGUAAUUGUCAAAUACAUGAAAGAACUCACACUGGGGAAAAACCCUAUGUAUGUAAACAAUGUGGGAAAGCUUUCAGGACGCAUGGUAAUUGUCACAUACAUGAAAGAACUCACACCGGGGAGAAACCUUAUGUAUGUAAGCAGUGUGGUAAAGCUUUCAGUAGACGCUGUACUUACCAAAAACAUGAAAGAAUCCACACUAGGUCAAAUCCCUAUGUAAGUAAGCAAUGUGGGAAAGCUUUCAACACACAUGGAAAUUGUCAAAUACAUGAAGGCCUCACACUGAGUAGAAAUGUUGUAUAUGUAACUAUAUGGCAGUGCAUUCAGUACGCAGGGAUAUUGUCAAAUACAUGAAAGAAAUUAUACCAGAGAGGAACCCUGUGUACACAAGCAAUGUGGAAAAGUCUUUACUUCAGUCAUCAUCAUGUACAUUGAAAAAGUAAGAACGGAGUUGACUGUAAAUAUAUAAAGGGAUUAUACUGACAUGAAAAGACUCAUAGUAGAGGCAAACCUUUUCUUUGUAAGCAAUAUAAAGUCAAUAUAAACAGGUAUCAUUACAUACGUGGAAAUAUUCAUAGUAGAAUCUGAACAUAUGUGAGCAGUGUGGAAAAUGUUUAAUUUUUCUCAAUGCAUUCAGAUACAUGAAAGAAUUCACAUGGGAAAGGAGCCAUAUGUAUAUAAUCAAUAUGGGACACCCUUCAAUUUUUUCACUUAACUUGAAAUAUGUGAAGGAAUUCACACUAAAGAGAAACCCUAGCUUAGUAAUGUGAGAGCAUUUUCUGAUUCUAUUCUCUCAGAAAAUGUGUGCAAAUUCACAAGAAGCAUCAGUAUAAAUACAGACUAAGAAGUCUUUUUUUUUUGUCUUGGUACCAGGGAUUGAACUCAGGACCUUGUGCUUGUGAGGCAGGCUCAGGCACCACAGCCAAAUCCCUGGCCCGAAAUCUUCAUUUUUACAUGACUUCCGAUGCAAACAUGGAACUGCAUAGUGGAGAAACAUAUCAAUGUAUAUUUUGUGGGGACACCUCUAUACCCAUUUUGGUGUUAUUCAUAUUAGAAAUGAACACAGCAUUAUGAGAAACCAUUUAUAUAAGGGGUAUACACAGUUGUUCAGUUAUCCUACAUGUAAAAUUCAUAUCAGGUCAGAACCCUAUGAACAUACAAAGUUCCCAGUUGUAACUUAUAUUUAAAACUCCUUUGAACAUUUCUCAUGUAGUGCAAACCUAUACAGGUAAGUUAUAUGAAAAUAAAAUAUGAAUUAUUUUUCCAGAAAGUGCACAACUAGAGAAGAUGUCCUAAAAUAUAAAUAAACUUUUUUUUUUUGUACUGGAGAUUGAACUCGGGACCUUGCACUUGCCAAGCAGGCAACAGAACCACUGAGCUAAAUCCCCGGCCCAAUAAACUCACUCUUUAAAUAUAUCUGGAUUACAUAUUUCAAAGUUCUCUUGUAAAUAUACUCAUAUAAUUCUGUAUGUUCUUAUAAGCAAUAGUAUGGGAAUCUAAUGCUAUCUUUUCAUUAACUGAUAAGUCAUUAUUUUGCACCAUGUUAGAUGCACAGGUGAAUUGAAAUGUAUCUCUUAUAUGCCCAUAGGUUACUAUUUUUGUAGGUCAUCUUUUGUCUCCUCUGUUUUGUUGUUUUUUUGUUUUGUUUCUAAAAAUUGUGGCAUACUAUGACCUGAAAACUGAAUUUUGGCUAAUUGUAAUUUUACCAGUAGCCUUUAUGUAUUUAAAGUUUUGAUGCAUAUAGUCCAUUUUGCCAUUUUUCUAACAAAGGUAUUUUUAAUUGGAUGCUAUUUUGUAAUUAUAAUGUAUAUUUUUAAAAAAAUCUUUGUACAUGUGUUUUACAUUGUUUAACUGUUUUCAAACAUCUUGUAGACUAGCAAACAUUAUGUUCCAUAUUAUGAGAAGAUAUCUGUAUGUAUUCCAACAUAAUUAUAGAUUAUAUGCAGUAUAUAAUUUUGCCUGUUUUUUUCUCUGAUACAAGAGCCAUUAUAAUGUGUAUAAAAUUUUAGAUUUUUUUUUUAAAUCAAAAA
Heterocephalus glaber (naked mole-rat) is the source of this 3855-nucleotide messenger RNA. RefSeq lists its product as uncharacterized. Gene Ontology annotation, cellular component: nucleoplasm; nucleus. Gene Ontology annotation, molecular function: DNA-binding transcription repressor activity, RNA polymerase II-specific; RNA polymerase II cis-regulatory region sequence-specific DNA binding. Gene Ontology annotation, biological process: regulation of cytokine production; negative regulation of transcription by RNA polymerase II; regulation of immune system process. The record is from RefSeq and is a predicted model, not a curated record. Lineage: Eukaryota; Metazoa; Chordata; Mammalia; Rodentia; Bathyergidae.